This is a messenger RNA of Zingiber officinale, 1453 nucleotides long. Its product is annotated as protein IQ-DOMAIN 22-like. The record is from RefSeq and is a predicted model, not a curated record. Lineage: Eukaryota; Viridiplantae; Streptophyta; Magnoliopsida; Zingiberales; Zingiberaceae. The transcript has 3 exons. Bases 42 to 1295 code for a protein of 417 amino acids. Gene Ontology annotation, molecular function: protein binding.
CCACCGCGCCGGUGGAUUGCGAAAUCGUCGAAGGAGGGGUGAUGGGCCGGGCGGCAAGGUGGUUCCGGGGGCUUCUGCUGGGCGGAAAAAGGGCGGGUGAACCCCCGGAGGCGAAGAGACUGUGGGGCUCCGGUAAAUCGUUCCGGGAGAAACACCACCACCAGCAACAGCCGCACCGCGAUCAGGAGCUCCGGCUUCCCUUGUACGCAGAGUAUGAGAAGGAACGCAGCAAGCGUGCAAUCGCCGUGGCGGCGGCGACUGCUGCGGUGGCGGAGGCCGCGGUCGCCGCCGCGCAGGCGGCCGCGGUGGUGGUCAGGCUGACGGCGAGCGGCGGGAGGACUGAGCCGAACCUGGAGGAGGAAUGGGCGGCGGCGGCAGUGAAGAUCCAGUCCACAUUUCGGGGCUACUUGGCGAGGCGAGCUCUCAAGGCGUUGAGGGGACUCGUGAAGCUCCAGGCUUUGGUUCGCGGCAACUUCGUCAGGAAGCAGACCGCGGAGACUCUCCGGUGCAUGCAGGCGCUCGUGCGCGUCCAGGCGCGUGCCCGGGCGUGCCGAGUUCUAAGCUCGGCGAGGAGCCAACUGCCGGCGAAAGCUUUCCUUCCUCGCGCUUCCCUCUGUUCUCCAAAUCCCGGAACUGAUGAAGAUUAUGAACGAGCUAUUCGACCAAUCGCCUGCUCCAAUAGAUAUUUCUCUCUCAGGAGGAAUUCAUCGAGAAUGGAAGUGGGCAGAGCAUUUUGGUGGGACGACGACGACGACGCCGCAAGAAAGGCCACAAAUUUCUCUCCGGCUGACGACAACGCCAAGAUACUGGAAGUUGACCUAGGAAGCUUCGCCCGCAGCCGCGAGAUGAGCAACCACCACUGCUACCAUUACUCCUCCUCCUGCAAUACCCGGAGCUUCCCCACCGUGCUCGCCUCGCCGUCGAAGGACUCCUCGGGCGUGAGCUCGUUCUUGUACUACGGAGCGUCGUCUCUCCACGGGAGCAGCAGGAAGAAGGUCGACGACGACGGCGACGCUCAGAGCUUGUGUAGCGGCUGCGUGGACUGCUGCCCGAGCUACAUGGCGAAGACGGAGUCGUCAAUGGCGAAACUGCGGUCGCACAGCGCGCCGAGGCAGAGGGCGGUGGGGAAGAGGUCGUCGUCUCAUGUAGGAGGGCAGCUUCCGCCAUUGUUAGCUCAGCAGCGAAGUGGUCCUCCUCCUCCGCCGCCUCCUUCGCGGCAUGCUAAAUUUACCAACAGGGCAAAUCCAGGAUCAGGAAGAUUGGAUAGAUUAGAGAUGCAGCUAAAAAAUCGAUGAAGCUGAAACUGAAACUCUUAGAUCACGAUCAGUAUCUGAUAGAUUAUGAUCCGCCAUUUCUAUUUGGUUUCUCACAAUUCACUUCCAAUCAUGGAUUCCUGCAAGCGUGGAAUGCUAAAUGCUCCUUUAACGAUGAUCAAAAAGAUAUUAAUAUACUC